GUUGAGGUUCGCCGCUGUUGAUAGUGUAGUUUGGAGUCACCAAGACUCAGAAGUGAAUAUAGCAGGGAGAAACACAUCUCCCCGAAACAGUUAUUUUCACUUUUAUUACUUUAUGACAUCCGUGUAAAUAGGUUAUUUUUUUCCCCAUUUUUUAAAAUAUAUAUAUAUAUAUAAAUAACAAGGACAUGGAACUUAAUUCUCUUCUCAUUCUGCUGGAGGCUGCAGAGUAUUUGGAAAGAAGAGACAGAGAGGCGGAACAUGGUUAUGCGUCUGUUUUGCCGUUCAGUAGCGACUUUUCCCGAAAGAAAACGAAAGCAUCGCCAAUUUCCAGAAAAACUCAGAACAAUAGGUCGUCGCACAACGAGCUAGAGAAACACAGACGUGCGAAACUACGGCUGUACUUGGAGCAGCUGAAGAAGCUGGUGCCUUUGGGUCCAGACAGCACCAGACACACCACACUGAGCUUACUGAAAAGGGCCAAGAUGCACAUCAAGAAGCUUGAGGAGCAGGACAGGAAGGCUCUGAAUGUGAAGGAGCAGCUGCAGAGAGAGCACCGCUACCUCAAACGCCGCCUGGAGCAGCUCUCGGUGUCAGGCUCCGUUGAGCGCAUCCGCACUGACAGCAUGGGCUCCACCAUCUCCACCGACUCUGAGCAAGAGGUGGACAUCGAGGGCGUGGAGUUCACUCCCGGUGAGGCGGACAGUGUGGACAGCAUCAGCGACGGCGAGGAAGAGGACCACUACAGCCUCCAGAGCAGCUCCAGCGACACCAGCUACACAGCCACACAUUCCCACAGACUGCAGCCGCACCACUGUUAGACACCAGCUUCCCAGCCCAUGCCUUCCCUCCGCUCACCUUACCUUCCCUGACCGCUUUGCCAUCGCCAACACACCGCCACACACUACCGACAUCAGACCGGUCCACGAAGGCGGUACACCCUGAACAAGUUCCUCCUUUCCUGGCCCCCGGGUCUCCAGGAAGCACAUGGGGCUGAAAUGCCACUCAAGCCUUCCUGAAUCAAACUACCCACCCCUCCCACCUCCAAUCCCUGACCACUGACCCUACCUCACCCAACUGUAUCCUGCCUGACCCCGCCCCUCCUUACAUGCCCUGCCCUCACCAGCCCUACCUAGUGUUGCCGCAGGCUCAGACAAGAGCAGAGUUAGUGGUUUUUAUGGGGGAUGUCUGUGGUGUGGUGGUCAGCUUUGAUUUGUUGAUCAGGAUUUUCUGUUGUGCUUUUUGUGUAUGUGCUUGUGCAGGAGAGAAAGAAAAAAAACAAGCAAGGUCGUUUGAGAGAGGUACAGGUUGGCAAUAAUUCACAGACGAGGCUUUGCACUAGGUUUGUGACGUUAAUGCCAAAGUUCUACUGCUUGUUCUGCGUUAUGUGCCACAUCAGCACCUCUCAAACAGUCACACAUCGUCCCUUUACACAAAGAGAUCUACACGAGUUGCUAAUGCAGAGUUUCUGCUUAUUUCCAAAAAAAAAUAUCAUUGGACUGCUAAAGAAACGCUUUAAGGAACUUUUUGAUUUAACUUGUCGAUGGUCGACAUGAGAAAAAGCAGCCAGUUAGCGUAGUUUAGCAUAAAGCCUGAAAAUGAGGGGACACAAAAGGGACUGUUAAAAACUAUUUAUCUGCUAACAGCACUUCUGCAGCUCUUGUUUGAACUCAAGUGUAAAACAUUAAGUUUACA
Messenger RNA from Solea senegalensis (Senegalese sole), 1692 nucleotides. It is a transcript of the gene mxd4, whose product is annotated as MAX dimerization protein 4. The transcript has 6 exons. Bases 186 to 818 code for a protein of 210 amino acids. Lineage: Eukaryota; Metazoa; Chordata; Actinopteri; Pleuronectiformes; Soleidae. Gene Ontology annotation, molecular function: protein dimerization activity; RNA polymerase II cis-regulatory region sequence-specific DNA binding; DNA-binding transcription factor activity, RNA polymerase II-specific. Gene Ontology annotation, biological process: regulation of transcription by RNA polymerase II. The record is from RefSeq and is a predicted model, not a curated record.